Messenger RNA from Perognathus longimembris pacificus (Pacific pocket mouse), 1652 nucleotides. It is a transcript of the gene Lyrm9, whose product is annotated as LYR motif containing 9. The coding region runs from base 271 to 507 and encodes 78 amino acids. NCBI's taxonomy places the organism in Eukaryota, Metazoa, Chordata, Mammalia, Rodentia, Heteromyidae. The record is from RefSeq and is a predicted model, not a curated record. The transcript is spliced from 4 exons.
CUACUUUUGUCCUUAUAGACUUUCCUGUCAUUUAAUAUCAAUAGAAUCAUAUUUUUUUGUAGCCCCUUGGCUGGCUUCAUGCAUUUAGCAUGUUUUCAAGCUUACCCUUGUAGCACUUCUUUCUAUUGUAGAAUAUUCUAUUGUAUGAGUGUUCAAUCCACUCAUCAGAGGAUAUUAGAAUUCAUUUGAAUAACUCACCACCAACUGCCAGACCUCUGGCUGCAGGACUGUGGGUAAAGAACACUCUGCAAAGGACAGAGGUGCCGGUGGAUGGCCCCACUACCUGGGGCAGAGCUGGUGCAGAGGCCACUGCAGCUCUACCGAUACUUGCUGCGCUGCUGCCGUCAGCUGCCAACCAAGGGCAUGCAGGAGCACUACAAACAUGCUGUCAGGCAGAGUUUCCGGGUUCAUUCGGAUGAAGACAAUCCAGAGAGAAUCCAGCAGAUUAUUAAGAGAGCCAUUGAAGAUGCUGACUGGGUCAUGAACAAAUACCAAAAACACAACUGAGAACCCGGGGCCCAAAGUGAAGCUGUCUUAGACAUUUGAAAUCCAAGAGCUGCUCUUCUGGAACUAAGUGGCCGCAGUUCCUGAAUAUUCUUUGUCCCUGUUGGCUUCCAGAACAAGAAAUUGGAGGCAAGAGAAGCUGAUACUCCUCUGACGGCUCAUUUUGCCGCAACCAUGUUUCCGGCAUCCUUUCUGUUUGCCCUUCCAGCCAGUAACAAUGUGAAAUAUGGGGAGAAUGCGGUGUUUUUUUGUUUCUUUUCUGUGUUUUUCAUUUUUGUCUUUUUGUUUUUCUACUUUGCCCUGAAAGUAUUUCACUUAUUCUGGAGGUCCUUUUACCAUACUCUGAGCCCCAGAGAAGAUGUUCCCUUAAGUGGUCGCUCAUACAGAGAAAAGAGAGCGGGCCUUAGAACUAGGCAGAUCUGGAUUUGAACCCCAGCCCUGUCGCUUCUUUAGGGUAUCUCCCAUGAGCUCAGUUUACUCCUUGGUGAGGAUGCAUAGGAUGAUGUUAGAAUGCCUGGCACAGGGUAUGGUACACAGGGUACGGCAUCCCACCUGCUGCUCCCUGCCCCUGCCCCAUGGCAGAUCUCUGCAUAGCUCUGUUCUAGCAUCCUCCGUGAGGUCUCAGUGAUUGGUUUGUGGCUCGUGAGCUUGUCCUGUCCCAGCUUGGAGCCUCAGAACCCAUACAGCCGUGCCAUGCCCAGCAGUCUGCCAAGGAUCUGCGCUUCCCAGCCCCAUCCCUCCAUGUUAAGGAAAGAGACGCCCUGGUCCCUGCCAUCAAAGCAUUGAUAGUGUCUGUGAACAUUAUGUGAAGUAGGAAGGUGGCCAGCACAGUGUCAGUAGACAUGGUUAGGCACAGGCUCUGGGAAUUGGCCAUCUGACCUUCCUGGCCUUCCUGGCUUUGCUCCUGUCAUGGAAGGAUCAAAGGAGGGAGAGGAGGGGGAGUCUGGAGGUCUGGGGGUCUAGUGGCCGGAGCUGGUUGAGCACUCAGAAGAUUCAGGGAAGGCCCACUGGGAUGGGAGCAUCCCCAGGGCACCCAGCCAGAAGGAUGUGCUUGCACGUUUUUGUCCUUGCAGUUCUGUAACUUAAAGUGGCAUCUAUCCGUAGAAACCUGAUUAACAAGUAAUGGAGUAAAUGUAUCAUCUAUGAAA